Molecule: messenger RNA, 1003 nt
Organism: Baudoinia panamericana UAMH 10762
Lineage: Eukaryota; Fungi; Ascomycota; Dothideomycetes; Mycosphaerellales; Teratosphaeriaceae
Exons: 6
Coding region: 345-893 (182 amino acids)
Biological process (GO): protein transport
Cellular component (GO): lysosomal membrane
Molecular function (GO): GTPase activity; GTP binding
Source: RefSeq, a predicted model, not a curated record
CUCAGAUUGUGAAACUGGUGCUGCAUCGCACAAAUAUGACCAUGUACUGCAAGCACGCACAUUGAAUCGACCAAAUUCUAUUACUACAGUUUACAUAAACAAACUCUAUCUACCUCAGGAAAGUAGCGCAGGCACCGGCGGUAACGGUAGGCCCCGCUUCGAAACGAAAAACCGCACCAUCUACGCUCGCGCGGCCGGGUACCCUUGACCAGAGAAGGUCCUUUCGAUCCUUGCCUUUCUGCGAGCCUCUUCCGCCUUACAAGCUCGACUGGCCACCAUUCUCUGGAUACCUCCCGGCGCCAGCAACGUUGGUUCCCGCACUCUUCACGUGGCUAUCGAACGCGAUGGGCAUCCUACAGCGCAUUUAUGAUUGGCUGUUAAGCUUGUUCUGGAAUACGGAGCUCGACAUCACCAUGAUCGGCCUUCAGAAUGCUGGCAAGACGUCUUUGCUGCGAGUGUUGGCGGGCGGCGAGUUCACCAUCGACUCAAUACCUACUGUUGGGUUCAACAUGAAGCGGGUGCAGAAAGGUCAUGUUACACUGAAGUGUUGGGAUCUAGGAGGCCAGCCUCGAUUUCGCUCGAUGUGGGAGCGGUACUGCCGAGGCGUAAACGCCAUAGUCUUCAUCGUUGACUCCGCCGACAGGGAGGCUCUCCCAGUUGCCAAAGAGGAAUUGCAUAUUCUUCUGGAGAAGCCGGCCAUGGAAGGUAUCCCUCUGCUGGUCCUUGGCAACAAGUCCGACCUACCCGACCAUGCAACCGUGGACGAGCUUAUUGAGGCGUUGAAUCUCAAGACUGUGACGCACCGAGAGGUGAGCUGUUAUGGUAUCAGCGCGAAAGAAGAGACCAAUCUCGAUGCUGUUCUGCAAUGGCUCAUUGCCAGGGCGCAGAAAUAGAGGCCCGCCUUCGCAUCAAGCGACGUGGGCGAUGAUGAAUACUAUCCUCCGCCAACAGUGCGAACGAUGAACGGCCGCAAAACGUAUCUACGAUGUCAGCAUGGUUUGCG